Molecule: messenger RNA, 156 nt
Organism: Pelobates cultripes (western spadefoot toad)
Lineage: Eukaryota; Metazoa; Chordata; Amphibia; Anura; Pelobatidae
Source: the annotation of a GenBank genome assembly
AUGGAUUACCAUAGCGGCGCACUUCCAAUGAGGCCGUCUCACGGCCGACUUCAUGAUGUGGUAAUGACGCUGACGCAACGUGAUGACGUCAUGUACACACACGCUGACGUCGGGCAGAACCCGCACGAUUUUCGGACCGAGCUGACUGAGCAAUAG